UUCCUCUUCUGCCAGCAACAGAAGCUCAUUCGUCAGUCUCUCAACUGACGUAUAAGAAUGUUCUCGCAAAAUCUUCUCAGCUUUAUUUGGGCACAGUGGGGUAUAAAAAGAAGGCUAGUGCCCUCUUGGUGUCUUUAAGGAUCCUGCCACAGAGCUGGGGAGACAAGACUCGGACUCACUGGAAGGGACACAUGGAAGCCACACGCCCACUAGCCUUGGAUCAGCUGAGCCCUGGGGCUGAUGCUUGCCCACACUGCUGAGAAUGGCGCUGAGAGCCAGCCAGGCACCAGGACUAAGGUUAACCUGGGACGCUCCUGGACCGUGAUCCUGAUGUCUGUUCUGAACCACACGCUCAAGGGUGUGUUAAGGCAGACAGUCCCACUGUGGAAUCGGGGACCAGCAGGCAGAGAGCUCCCUGGAAGGCCGGGCAGGAAGAGCUGGUGCUUUUGACUAGACAAACUUUUAGGAGCUGCUGGGCUGGUCCACAGGAGCCCAGAGCCUUACAUUCCAGGAGAAAGAGGCCAACGUCCAGAGAGCUGCUGGUUCUUCCUGACGCAGGCUUUCCCAGGGCUCUGAUCGCAGGGCCAAGCAAGGAGUGUGAGCUGACCUCCCAGCUGACAACACUGUCUUGUAUCCCUGUUCCCUGUCUUCAUUCCCAUCUCCUGGCCCCAGCCAGCACUUCCAGUUUCUCCCAUUCAUCUUGUGUGGACCAGGCGUGUUCUCCAGGCACAACCCCUUGGACACGGCCUGACCUUGCCUAGCCGGCCCCAGUCGGUGCCAUGGCUUCAGCCGAGCCCCUGACGGCGCUGUCCCGCUGGUAUCUGUACGCCAUCCAUGGCUACUUCUGCGAGGUGAUGUUCACGGCAGCCUGGGAGUUCGUGGUGAACUUGAACUGGAAGUUCCCGGGGGUCACGAGCGUGUGGGCGCUCUUCAUCUACGGCACCUCCAUCCUUAUCGUGGAGCGCAUGUACUUGCGCCUGCGGGGCCGCUGCCCGCUGCUGGUGCGCUGCCUCAUCUACACGCUCUGGACCUACCUGUGGGAGUUCACCACCGGCUACAUCCUGCGUCAGUUCAACGCCUGCCCCUGGGACUACUCCCAGUUCGACUUUGACUUCAUGGGCCUCAUCACCCUGGAGUACGCCGUGCCCUGGUUCUGCGGGGCCCUCAUCGUGGAGCAGUUCGUCAUCCGCAACACCCUGCGCCUCCGCUUUGACAAGGAUGCAGAGCCCGGGGAGCCCGGCGGCCCCUUGGCCCUGGCCAACGGCCACGUUAAGACUGACUGAGUGGGGGGCUAGUGGGUGGGGCCCGGGGGUCUCUCAUGGACCGUGUGGACAAAGAUACCAAGCUGGUGGGGUUGCCCUUUCUGUACAGCACAAGCCCAGCCCCAGCCCGGCCUCGGCCCGGUAGGGCGCUCUCAUCCCCGCGCACCCUCCACUGUGGGCGGGCAUUGGGGCGUGGCCAGGUGUGGGGGCGUGGUCGGGUGUUGGCGGUGAGGUGUCGAGGCAGCCGAGGGACUUUGGGAAAGGUCUGAGGAUCUCAGCACAGCUCAGACGCUGGCGGCGGGAGGCCUGUGGCUAAGCAGCGACUGGACUACAUGGGUGACUUUGGAAGCAGCAGGCCCUGUCCUGGCUAAGGGACUCAGAGAAUGGGCAGAAGACGGGAGGCAAGGCUUGAGGGGGCUUUGGGCUGCUGCAGCGGCCACCUCGCUCCCUCCCACCUUGUUUAGUUGGGCUUUGGCUGGUUCCAUUAGGCAAUAUUCAGGUGCUUGCUUGCAACCAAUACCUCCCCAGGGGCCUGCUGAGCUGCAGCUGAGACUGGGCAGCCAGGAGGCUGCUUGGCAGUAGUGUUGGUCUACAAGGGCUGGGAGGCCUUCCCUUGGCUCCACUCCCUUCCCCCAGGGCCCCAUGCUGCUCCCUUGGCCUUUUGGGGGCCCCCCUGGUGCUGGAUUCCCACCAACCUUGGGCUUUUGGAGGUUUUAAUCCCUGUGUGUUGGGUGGCGUUUCCCCCUUUUCUCUUUUAUUUUCAAGGCUUUACCACUAGCGGCCCCUUUGUCCAUGUCAAUCACCCCACCCACCCCCACCCCCACCCCCAGCUCCCUAGCCAACACAGCAGCUGCCGGAUAUAGAACCCUGAGACAGACCCCGCCUUCCUGCAGCCUUCCCUCCCUAUUUCUGCUGGCCUGGUGACUGGGAACACCUCCUCACCCCUGGUCUGCUGGGUGGUGGCAAUGCCCUGGUGCUCUUCUCCAUGCUCCCUCCGGCAGUGGCCCAGCUGAAAAUGAAUGACACCCCCAACACGCAGUCAGGCCGAGAUGGACCACACGGAUCCGCAAUGGGGACUUAGAGACAAAUCAAUUCCGGGUGGUAGUGGUGGUGGGAGGGGUCAAGACACCCGGCUGGUUUACUUUCAAGCCAGUCAGGGACAAUCUAGCUUUCUAGGGGAUGGAGGAGCAGGUAUCCAGUGUUGGAGACCCAUGGAGAAUGAGGGAGGAGGAAAAAGAGGAGGCCUUUCAGCUUUGGGAGAGCCUUUGGAGCAUCCUUAGUGCGAAGAACUCAGUUCUGGUUCUGCCAUAGCCCCAGCCCUGCAGCCAAACCUCCUCAGGGCUUCCCCUUCCCCCACUCCUCCCGGCAAGGCUGACCCUUUGAGCUUGCUCCUUAAACAGUAUUAACCCUGCCAUGCUCAUGGUCAUUGUCAUCUCGGUUGCUCUGCCUUCCCCCAUGACAGGUCCAUUGCUGGCAGUGGACAGGUGAAAUUCUCACUCCAGCUCACUUCCAGCUCCAGCCCCCACUCCCGGAGAGGAGAGGUCCAUCAGGAUGGCAGCCUAUCCCAUGGUAGAUGGGUUCUUCUUGACCACACUAGGACUCUUAGGUAGAAAUUAGCCUCUCUUUCUAUAGGUCAUUAAAAAGUGAUAAUCCCACACCUGUGGAGAGAAUCUCCUCUUCUUGCUGUGCUGCAGCUCCACCUGGGUGGUGCAGACAGCGCCAGCCAAGGGUGUGUGUUUGCCGGGGCGGGGGGGGG
This is a messenger RNA of Equus quagga, 3018 nucleotides long. It is a transcript of the gene TMEM229B, whose product is annotated as transmembrane protein 229B. The transcript has 6 exons. The coding region runs from base 780 to 1283 and encodes 167 amino acids. The record is from RefSeq and is a predicted model, not a curated record. Lineage: Eukaryota; Metazoa; Chordata; Mammalia; Perissodactyla; Equidae.